CCCCCUCCCACCUUCUCCGCUCAUCCCAGCUCUCCGCCGCCCGCCCGGUAACCGAGACGUCUUCCAUCCUCUAUGUGUCAGAAUCUCACUCCGAUGUAACCGAGACCAGCAAAUCAACAUGUUGCCAUCAUUGGGUGAAGAUAUUGAAAUGGGGUACCAAGAGGUGUGUUAUGGUCUACAAAGCGAUGACGGGCCCUUCUUCCCAAUGAAAUGGUUUAUAUGAGCUUUCCAUUCGGUGUUCACCAGCUCCUCCUUAUGGUUUUCGGCUUUGGACCUAAAUACCACAUGCCCCAGCAUUAUGACAUAAGAUCUUCCCUCUUCUAUGAAACAAUAUGGGAGAGUAUUCGUGGAGAACAAUGACCACCAUGUCCAAGAUGUGAUCUCAUUCCGUCCCUGGAAAAAAAUGGUGGGAUCAAUUGUUCGGUUGGCUUCCUAGAAGCCACUGUUGGUUUCUGGUUAAACAAACUGCCUUUGUGGAAAUGUCUUCUCCUUCGCAUACCUAAAAGGACUAUUUUCCAUGAACACCAUAAAGUUCCCUCACUAUAUUCUUCUUUUUCUAAAAAAAAAAGACCCCAAAGGAUUCCAGGGAACCAUGGGUUUCAGAUGACUAUAACUUACCAAUAGCAAACCUACGUUGGCCUAAGGAAGAAAACUGGACUACGAAAACCAAAACUCACCGUGUAUCCUUAGAUUCUCAUGAAUUCUUUGGAUAGUUGUCCAAUAUAGAAACGGGUCCUAGGUCUGAGAAGAAAAACGAAUUACCCCCAGAUGGGACUUUGAAGGUCAGGUCCUAGGCCUGUGGACUAAAACUCCAUUCAUGCAAAAGACCUAUGGUCUGAUUUGGUCCGUCGCUCUUGGAGGGUUGGCAAAGGGUCUACGUGAAUGGAAGAGGAUGUGGUUGGUGACCUUCUAGCUACAGCCGGGGUGGUUGGUUGAUUCUACGUUAGACCAAUGCGGUAUCAGGGGAUAUGGCUGUGGGAUGAAGAUGCCAGACUGAGACUCCAAAAGUCUCCGUCAUCUGGGGGGUCUAGAGGUCAGACUCCGGAAGAUGACCCCAAGCUCCCCUGACACUGUGACACAUCUUGGGAAAGAAAAGGCUGGAGAAAUGAAUCUGCUGUACAGGAAGAGCCGGGUGGAGUGGAGACAGAAAGAAGAGGAGCCUAAGAAGAGCUCUGGUAAGGUUCGGGACAUGGCUUCCUUCCGCCGCCACUUUCGAAUGGGCUUCAUGACGAUGCCAGCCUCUCAGGAGCGGGCCCCUCUCCCUUGUGCUAGUGCCAUGGCCCCUCGAUCCCUUUCCUGUCACUCGGUGGGCAGCGCACCAGAGGAGAGCGGAAAUGAAGGGGGUCCAUCUGGGAGGAGGGCCCCGGCUAAACCCAAGAGGAACCCCAGCACAAAACUCAGCUUUGGUGGAGAUGGGAGGACAGCAGAGGAACGUAGGCUCAGAAAAGAAGGGUCCCUAAAAAGUGCCUCUGACUCUCGCCGGUUGCCACCGCAGAAGCCGCAGCGCAGCCCGCACACGCAUCUCUCAGCUUCAUUCGAUGACGCCUAUGCCAAUCGUCCAGCCUCUUCAUCUGCCAUUCUAAACCCCAACACCCGCGCCUCUUCGCCUUCCCCCGAAGAACCCGUCUACAUUGAGAUGGUCGGCAAUGUCUCCCGGAGACCUCCACCCCCUCCAACCCCGGCUCCAACAGAAGACGAGUCAGAUGGUGAAGAAGAGGCUAUAUAUGAAGAAAUGAAAUACCCAGUCCAUGAGGAGCACCCAUCCAUCCCUCGUCAUCCUCACCGUCGCCGACCGCCGCCGCCUAGAACUCCCGAGGUUGACAUUCCUCCGCCAUUUCCCAACCUUCUGCAGCACAGACCUCCUCUUCUGGGUGAGCCGUCUGGCAAAGGCCAAAAAGUCACAAAGCCGUCAUCCAAGCUGCCAGUGCCCCACAAAGAGGUGCCUUCCACAGCGUCCUCGUCAUCUGUUCACUUGCCGCCAUCCGGUCGCGCCCGCAGCCACUCAACCCCGCUACCACCUCAAAACUCCGUCCAGCGCAGGCCAGACUCUGAAAUCCCGCGGGGGUCGGCUUGCUUACAGGAAAAAGGGGGAUCCAUGUUGCCUAUUCCUCAUGGACAUGCUCGGGACAAAGCUCUUUCCUACACCAUGGUGUAUUCUUCCGUCAAGGUGACCCAUUCACUCCUACCAGCCUCACAAUUAGAGGAAAAGACUGAGAGGGAAAUCUCAGUCUUGUCCGGACUCAUCUGCCCAGCGUCCCGUGCAGGAGCAGGGACGCCAAUCCCCAGUCGACCUCCGUCAGCACACCUCCACCAGGUACAAGGGGAGCAGGCUUCUCCUCCUGUCUGGACGUACCCUGCAAGCAAGAGACCACCAGCAUAUGAGAACAGCAUAAAGGGCUCGAGAACACCCAUCGUUCAGGCCUCGGAACCUCGUGGGAGUGGACAGGUGGAAGAGAACCGAGCAGGUUCAGUGUGGGAGUUACAAAGAAGGAUGUCGUGUGGGCGUAGAAGUCAACUUGGAGAACCAAUUACAGACGGCUCCCGCAUCUGGAAUGGGAAUGCUGGGAGGUCGGAGAAGGGGGCCCAUACACCUAUAGUGUCCGGAAUUCCUGUUCGGAGUCAGCAGAGCCUGGACAGUGCGAUGGCCCGAGGGGUAACCAGGACUGGGCUUCCUGUGCCGUGUCAGACCUUCCCGGCAUGUCAUCGGAGUGCAGAUUUUGGAGGUAGUUAUCGCCUUGGCAGAUCCGCCUCCACGUCCGGAGUGCGUCAGACCUCCGUUCAGAGGCAGAAUCAGGCCGUCCUGUCCCCUACCCCCAAUGUGGUCCCCGGGGGCCGUGAACGCGAUGGGAAGCUGCAAGAGGUCAUCGAGAGGAAAAGGUUCCUGUGUCACGAGAUCAAAUCUCGCCAGCCGCGGGCUGAGCGGGGCCUCUGCAAGCAGGAAAGCCUGCCCAUCCUGCCAAGCUGGCGUCGGGGAUCGGAGGGCCGCAAAGGCGGGACCCCGCCGUGCCAUCGGCAACAGGCUGUGCUGUGGGACACUGCUAUCUGACUGCAGCCACCUCACCCUCUCUUCACCCAGGGGGGCGCUGGCCGACACCCUUUGGCAAGAGGGCAUGAGGAAAAGAGGGCGCGAUGGGAGUGACGGUCUACAGGGAAUACGGUUAAGAGAGGAAAGACGAGGCGCUCUGCAGAUGCCAAGGCAGCGUGCGGGGCAGGCAGACAGAACAUCCAAAAGAUGAGAGUGGAAUUUCACACCGGGACAAGAAAUGUCUUCUGCAAAAUUGGACGAUGGGAGUGGUGCAAGUCAAUGAGGGGCAUGGUGAGGGUCCAGUCCCAACCAGGUCCUCCAAAGUCAUGUGAGAUGGACUGUGGAAAUCCAAGCCAAGAGGCUCCUCCCAGAGAUACACCACACAACCACCGCUCUAAAGUCACUUCGGACAGGAAAGAGACCCUGCAAAUCCGGUCAAGGGCUAAACCAGCAGGAGGCACUACCCGGUACAACGCCCUAUUCACUCUCCCUCCAUAGAUAACGGGGUAGUGUGGUCUUUCCGUCCAAAGAGAACAUUUAAUAUCAGAAUUGCUACACUAAGCAAUCACACUCUGUAACCCUCUUUUAGGAUAAAAUAUCAACUUUAAAGAUUAAUUAAUACCCCCCCUCCCUCCCCCAGAGACCUAUAGGAAACAACCGUGUGUAUGUAGGCCACAGGGGUCUGUUUAUAAAAAUCAGCAUUUCAUUUUGUAGAAUUUUGCCUUAUUUUGCCUUCUGACCCCCUUUCCAAAUGAGUGUGGUGUUGCCUUUUGGGCGGGCUAAUGGUUGAGGCUUAGAUGUAGGCACCUUAUUGUUGGGGAGGUAGCUCCAGGGGCAUGACUUGACCCCAAAGUCAAGUCUUUAGUAUCAACGUUAAACCAGGGUCAAAGUAAAGGCUCUACUGGCCCCAUUAGUGAAGGGGUGGUAGCUCCAGGGGAAAGGCUUGAUCCCUAAGUCAAGUCCUUGGUAACAAAAUCGCUUCAUUAUUGGAUGGGGUGGUAGGUCCAGGGGCAGGGCUUCACCCCAAAGUCAAGUCCUUGGUAAAAGAAAAUGAUACCAGGGUCAAAGUAAAGGCUCUACUGUCCCCAUUAGUGGAUGGGGUGGUAGCUCUAGUGGCAGGGCUUGACCCCAAAGUCAAGUCCUUACUAACAAAGUGAAAACAGGGUCAAGGCAUCCAUUAGUGGAUGAGGUGUUGGCUUCAGGGGCAGGGUUUGAUCCCAAAGUCAAGUCUUUAGUACCAAAGUUAAACCAGGGUCAGAGUAAGGGCUCUACUGGCCCCAUUAGUGGAUGAGGUGGUGGCUCCAGAGGCAGGGCUCGACCCCCAAAGUUGAGUUCUUAGUAACAAAGUGAAACCAGGGUCAAAGUAAAGGCUCUGCUGGCCCCUAUUGGUGAAGGGGGUGGUAGCUUCAGGGGCAAGGCCUAACCCCUAAGUCAAGUCCUUGGUAACAAAAUCAAACCAAGGUCAUAGCAAAUGCUCUAUUUGCCUCAUUAUUGGAUGGGGUGGAAGGUCCAGGGGCAGGGCUUUACCCCAAAGUCAAGUCCUUGGUAAAAAAAUAUAUAUAUACCAGGGUCAAAGUAAAGGCUCUACUGACCCCAUUAGUGGGUGGGGUGGUAGCUCUAGGGGCAAGGCUUGACCCCCAAAGUCGAGUCCUUAGUAACAAAGUGAAACCAGGGUCAAAGCUAGGGCUCUACUGCCCCAUUAGUGGAUGAGGUGGUGGCUCCAGGGGCAGGGCUUGACCCCAAAGUCAGGUCCUUAGUAACAAAGUGAAACCAGGGUCAAAGUAAAAGGCUCUACUGCCCCAUUAGUAGAUGGAGUGGUGGCUCUAGGGGCAGGGCUUGACCCCAAAGUCGAGGCCUUAGUAACAAAGUGAAACCAGGGUCAAGGCAAGGGCUCCACUGCUCCAUUAAAAGAUGAGGUGGUGGCUCCAGGGGCAGGGCUUGAGCCCAAAGUCGAGGCCUUAGUAACAAAGUGAAGCCAGGGUCAAAGCAAAGGCUCUACUUUCCCCAUUAGUGGACGGGGUGGUAACUCCAGGUGCAAGUCUUGACCCCUAAGUCAAGUCCUUAGUAACAAAAUCAAACCAGGGUCAAAGCAAAUACUCUAUUUGCCUCAUUAUUGGAUGGGGUGGUAGGUCCAGGGGCAGGGCUUCACCCCGAAGUG
This is a messenger RNA of Rana temporaria (common frog), 5183 nucleotides long. RefSeq names its product neuronal tyrosine phosphorylated phosphoinositide-3-kinase adaptor 1 (gene NYAP1). The transcript is spliced from 8 exons. NCBI's taxonomy places the organism in Eukaryota, Metazoa, Chordata, Amphibia, Anura, Ranidae. The record is from RefSeq and is a predicted model, not a curated record. Gene Ontology annotation, biological process: phosphatidylinositol 3-kinase/protein kinase B signal transduction; neuron projection morphogenesis. Bases 1049 to 3046 code for a protein of 665 amino acids.